Molecule: messenger RNA, 1498 nt
Organism: Cannabis sativa
Lineage: Eukaryota; Viridiplantae; Streptophyta; Magnoliopsida; Rosales; Cannabaceae
Exons: 4
Coding region: 80-1423 (447 amino acids)
Biological process (GO): proteolysis
Molecular function (GO): cysteine-type peptidase activity
Source: RefSeq, a predicted model, not a curated record
CCAAAGGAGAAGGAGCUCAAGUAUGUUUUAAUAAUUUAUAAUUAUUUCAUACUCUUUUAUUUAAAAUUUUUGUUGUCUUAUGUUUUCGUGUUAUUUCCAGAUUACUAAAAAUGAAGAACCACAUACACCUUUUGUUGUUGUUUCCCCUGAUUUGAAGAGCACAACUGAAAAGGCCAAAUUGUCUACUGAGAAUAUGGUUGAUUUAGAGAAAAGGGAGCCCAAACCUUCUGCGAUCUUUCAAUCCCCUUUUGUUACUGAUUUUGGUUCAUCAGAACCUGUACCAGUAGGGAAAAGGAAGAAUUUAGAGAUUGUGAAGGGAAUCAUUCCCUUUCGUAAGGAGAUUGGGAAGAAUGCUACUACUGAAGAAACACAAGCAUACAACGACUGGUAUUUUGAGGGUUAUAAACCUAACACUAAAAAUAAGUUCGUGGCUGACGCUAAUGACAUUGAUUUUGAUUUUGGGAUCAUGCACAUCAAAAAAAAAUAUUGGUUUUACCAACUUCAAACUUGUGGUCAAUUUUUGUCUGAUUCUCAUAUCGAUGUUAUUAUGUAUUAUCUUAGGAAAAAGAUCAUGCACAGUGGUACUAUCAACUUAUUAGUUACGACUACUGAUUCAAUUUUCUAUAAAGUUGUUAGAACUACUUAUGAGAGUUACUUAGCCAACGGCAACAAUGUGAUCAACCAGGAAAGCAUUAUUGCAAAAUACAUGUCUGGACAAUCAUUAUCAUGUAGUGUUCCAUGGUAUUACCUUGAUCAUGUUGCGAUUCCAGCUCAUGUUACAGAUGAAGUGCAUUAUAUUCUUGCACAUUUCAAUAUUAGAGAGAGGUGCUUGGUGGUGUAUAAUUCUAUGACUCCGAGACGGAAUAAGAAACCUGUUGAGAAAACUGUUACGGCAUUCUCUGUGUUGAUUCCUUUGUUUAUGGAGUGUAUUGGCUUCUAUAAUACGAGGGCAGACAUAGACUUCAAUCAAGGUCCAUAUGCAGUUGCAAGGUCUCAUCCUUUGGCUAUAAAGUUUGCAAAAGGUGUUCCUCAACAAGAAGAUUGUGACUGUGGUGCAUUUGUGAUUGCUUUUGCUGAUCACAUAAUUCAUGACACCAUAAAUGGCAUAUCUCCUAAACUCAACAUUGCCAAUUAUCGUGAUGACCUUGCUGUUUGUCUUUACCAUCAUGCUAAAAAGAAGCAAGAGGAUGGGUACAAGACUGAUGUAGAGGAACCUGAAAAGCCUGAGAAAACGAAGAAGAAGACUGAUGUAGAGGAACCUGAAAAGCCCGAGAAGGAAAAGAAGAAGAAUGAUGCAGAGGCACCUGAAAAGACUGAGAAGAAGAAAAAGAAGGAUGUUGAAGAGGCACCUAGAAAACUUGAGAAGAAGAAAAGGAAGGUUGUUCAAGAGGCACCUGAAAAACCCGAGAAGAAAAAGAUGUAGUAGUUUUAUAUUUUUUGUGUGAACAUAAAUUGAGUUCUUAUUCUUAAUGUCUCAGGCAGGCUCUUUGAGAUUUCA